GCGGCGCGACGUGCAGGAUACACGUUCUUUCAAGCAGCCCGCGCUCUGUACCUACAAUGGUUUGAUGACGCUUCUGCGACUCCGAGGGUUCCUAAUGCGAGGGUUCCCUUGAUAUGUUAAGUAGAGCUCCUCAACUGUGCUGAAUAAAUACUCAGCGGCUUGCCCUACUGACACCAUAACCUCUACAUGGCCUUCGAGGACCUUGAAGCCAAAGCUUCCUUUCUUGCAACGACCGCUGACUGUGAUGCUUCGUCGUCGACAAUCCGUCUUCAAGUUCUUCGAGACACCAUCUGGUCAAUGCAACUUAUGUUUAUAUCAGUAUUAGACUACCUUCAUGCCAUGGCAAUCCUGAAACUAUCAGGAAACACAUCCCAAAACUUGCAGAGGCUUCUUGAGGUAUGGGCGCAACACCAAAGCACCUUCAUUCGGUUCCUUUGGGUGUCAAGGGAAGUUGCUGAAAACAUUUGCGAUGCUGCUGAAGAGCUGGACCAGACGUUUCGAAACACCCCAAAUAUGUGCCUUGCAAACAUGCACGAACCUUUGUUCAGAUUUCAAUCUAGUGCGGACAGGUAUAAAUUACAGGCGCAAAGGAUUGCGGACAAAAUCAAGCAACUAUCUGUAGACAUAGAGCUAUUCUACGAGAACCUGGAGUCUACAGUUAAUCGCACCUCAGUGAGAAACAUACUCUCAAGGUUCAUCUCAGCAGAUAGACAAGCAAUCAAUAAAGCCAAUGCUGCUCUGGAGGAGAUACUACCUCAACUGUUGAGCAUCGCCAAAGAACUGCGCGGGUUGGCAGCCGCCAAAGAUACCUGUCCCCUUGCGGGUGCCUUAGCUUCGAACAGAAAACGCGGUGAGGAUGCCUUUAGCGCUCCUAAGACAGAUCCUGAUACUCCCACGGCUUCAGACUCUCUUUCGGAGAAGGCCACUACCAUCACUGAAUCCCGUGUGACAAUAAUGACCCACUGGAUGAACGUUAUUGCCGAGCUCAAGGUUGUGGAAGGAACGAUAAAGUUAGCUUUGAGGACUCCCGACAAAUCGUAUAUGAUGAAAGCCUUAGAGGGACGUCUGAAAAACGCCUAUACCCUCAACGCCACCGUCCGUAACGUCUCACACGAAAUUCGUGUGGCAGCUUUCACACAGCAACCGAUUCUAUAAUCCUCGUGGUCGCAUCGCCUGUUUAUGCUAGCUCGGCUUUUCCAACUUUCUGGAAAAGAAGUUCGAUGGGGAUACGUUCACUUAUUGUCGCUGGUCGCCCUUGUUGAUUCAAGUAACUUAUUGAUCCUCUUAUCCGAUUGCUGUUCGGAUCUGUCGGAUUUCUUACACCACCUUAAUCGCAAGUGCAGCUCAAAGUACCGUUUGGCUGUGUGGACUGCGAGGCUCAAUGCGAAUACAACGAGGUGGACAUG
Messenger RNA from Somion occarium, 1406 nucleotides. The record is from the annotation of a GenBank genome assembly. NCBI's taxonomy places the organism in Eukaryota, Fungi, Basidiomycota, Agaricomycetes, Polyporales, Cerrenaceae.